CCCCCUCUGUAAGAAACCUUCAUUGAAUCAAAAUACAAUUAAUCCAAGAGAUUGCAGCUAGUAAUCAUGCAACAAGCAAGCGCACCACCAUCCGGCGCUAAUCCGAGCGCAAGCGCAGUUCCGGUAGCAUACGCUAAUCCCACUGUUGCGAUCAUCAGCCCUAAUUUCUGCACUCCCUACCCUGUUGAUCUUGGUAUUGUCCGAAAAGUUCUAACCAUAACCGAUGGCAACUUUGUAGUCACGGAUGUCAAUGGUAACACUGUUUUCAAAGUGAAAGGAGCGCACUUGAGCCUACGUGACCGUCGAGUUUUACUUGACGCUGCUGGCUACCCCAUUGUAACUUUCCGAAAGAAGUUGAGGUCGGUACAUGAAAGAUGGCAAGUUUUCAGGGGAGAUAGCACAGAAUCGAGUAACCUGGUAUUUAGUGUUAAGCAAUCUUCAAUGAUUCAGAUGAAGACCAAAUUGGAUGUGUUCUUAGCAAAUAACACAGGAGAGUAUGCACCUGACUUCCAGGUUAAAGGAAGUUGGUUUGAAAGAUCUUGUGUUAUACACGCUGGCAACUCCUCCACCAUUAUUGCCCAAAUGCAUAAGAAGCACACAGUUUCAAGCGUGUUGUUUGGGAAGGACAAUUUCAGUGUCACAGUAUAUCCCGGGGUUGACUACGCUUUCAUCGUUGCGCUUAUUGUCAUCCUUGAUGAGAUCAAUGCUGACUCUUGAACAUGAGUCCAUGAAUUAGAUUUGAUUCAAUAUUUCAUUCGUAUGAAUGUGCAUGCAUAAUUAAUUGGCUUGAUCUUUCAUAAUUAGUGUACAAUUGUACAAGUUAUAUUCCAAUAGAACUUCGGAGUUUGGGAUC
Molecule: messenger RNA, 853 nt
Organism: Rosa chinensis
Lineage: Eukaryota; Viridiplantae; Streptophyta; Magnoliopsida; Rosales; Rosaceae
Product: protein LURP-one-related 10
Exons: 3
Coding region: 67-717 (216 amino acids)
Source: RefSeq, a predicted model, not a curated record